Molecule: messenger RNA, 2058 nt
Organism: Linum tenue
Lineage: Eukaryota; Viridiplantae; Streptophyta; Magnoliopsida; Malpighiales; Linaceae
Source: the annotation of a GenBank genome assembly
AUGAAAUGGAAGGGCCCCAACUCGUCAAAAUUCAUACACUACCUCACUGCCCAUUGCCGCGCCGUCAAGGCCGGUUUCCCCUUGCCGGUUCUCAUCUGCAAUCAGCUCAUCCAUCUGUACUCCAACCAUGGUCUUAUCCGCAAUGCCCAGAAGUUGUUCGACGAAAUGCCUCGCAGAAACCUCUUCUCUUGGAACACCAUCAUAUCCGCCCACGUUAAAUGUCGCGACUUGGCCCGAGGGAGAGCUCUCUUUGACUCCGCGCCGGAGCGAGAUUCCGUCACCUACAACUCCCUCCUGUCUGGUUACGUUCGAUUUGGUGGGUUUGAGAGUCUCGCAGUGGACUUGUUUGCUGAUAUGUGGAGUCGCCCUGAUGAGGUUGGAGUCGACGAGGUUACUCUCACCACUAUGAUCAACAUGUGUGCCAAGUCGUUUAUGAUUUGCUUUGGCAAGCAGCUGCAUUGCCACAUGGUGAAGACGGGUAACGAUCUGAGUGGGUUUGCCGCCAGUUCUUUGAUUGACAUGUACUCGAAAUCUGGAUGCUUUGAAGAGGCUUGGAAGGUUUUCGAGGGGUGCGAAGAGGAUGUUAUUGAUUCAGUGACCAAGAAUACCCUUGUGGCAGCCUGCUGUAGACACGGUGAAAUGGAAAUGGCUGAUACAGUAUUCACGAUGGAGAAUGAGUUGAACGAUACAGUUUCUUGGAAUACUUUGAUUUGGGGUUAUGUUCAAACUGGUCAUCCGGAGGAGAUAUUUAAGUUGGUUGUUCGUAUGCGAGAAAGAGGCAUCGAGUAUGAUGAACACACUUUUGCCAGUCUCUUGAUUACUUGUUCUCGCUUGAGGAACUUGAAGAUUGGAAAGGAAAUCCAUGCUUGGGUAUUAAAGAACGGUUGCCUUACCAAUCCAUUUGUACAUGAUGGUAUAGUUGAUGUCUACUGCAAGUGUGGGAAGAUGAACUACGCAGAGUCGCUGCAUUUCGGUUCUGGGACCACUAGCCCUUUCUCCAUCACUUCGAUGGUGACAGGUUACUCAUUGCAGGCGAACAUGGUACAAGCUCGCAAGCUGUUCGACUCCUUAAUAGAAAAGAACGCAAUUGCUUGGACAUCUUUGUUUUCAGGUUAUGUCAAGACACAACAAUGUGGAGCUGUAUUCGAUCUUCUAACCGAGUUCAGAGAAAAGGAAGCAACGGGUCCCGAUCGCUUGAUCCUUGUGAGUGUGCUUGGUGCCUGUGCACUGCAAGCUUCUCUCCUCUCAGGAAAACAAGUUCACGCCUUUGCACUUAGAACGGGAACCGAAGUGGAUGCCAAAAUGAUAUGCGCAGUAGUAGACAUGUAUCUGAAAUGUGGCUGUCUGGGGUAUGCAGAAAAGCUGUUUCUUGAGGUUAAAGAAAAGGAUCUAGUCAUGUACAAUGUCAUGAUGGCCGGCUAUGCUCAUCAUGGGCACGCAGAUGAAGCUAUAGAGCUGUUCCAGUAUAUGGUGAAUAAGGGAAUUAAACCUGAUGCAGUUACAUUCGUAGCUCUUUUAUCAGCUUGUCGCCAUUGUGGGUUGGUUGAAUUGGGUGAAGAGUUUUUCGCUUCAAUGACAGCUACUCACGAUAUACUUCCAGAUAGUGAUCACUAUGCUUGCAUGAUCGAUCUCUACGGAAGGGCUAAUCGACUGAAAGAGGCAGCAUCCUUCAUGGAAAGAAUUCCAAAGGAAGAAAAACGAAGUGGUGUAGUCCUUGGGGCAUUUCUAAAUGCGUGUAAGAUAAACAAGAAUGUACUGUUAGCAAGGGAGGUGGAGAAGACGAUGCUCGAGCUGGGAAUGGAUACUGGAGGAGGUCGGUAUGUGCAGUUGGCCAAUGUUUAUGCCACGGAAGGUAACUGGGGGGAGAUGCAAAGGGUAAGGAAGGAGAUGAAGGAGAAGGAAACCAGGAAGUUUGCUGGUUGCAGCUGGGUGAACAUUGCUGAUACAACUCAUGUAUUCACCUCUGGGGAUUCAACUCAUCCAAAAGCUCAGUCGAUAUUUACUACUUUAGACAGCUUGACUGCAGAGCUAGGUAAAAGUACAAUGAACCCUUAUUGA